AUGAGGCAAAAGCCUGCAUUGUUCACAAUUCGCAAAUCAAAUUAAAGCAACUCAACACUGUGAAUGAGUUGUGAUGGAUGCCUUUUCUUCCUCCUUUCUCUCCACCCUAACACCUUCAACAAAACUCCUUUCUCCCGUUAUCACCACCACUCUCAGAUCAACUUCCCCAUCACCUUAUUAUGCUCCUCUCCCCUACAUUUCCUCUGUCAGAAUUGAAGAGAAACCUCCUACCUCCACAACCACCACCAAAACAUCACAUCCACCACCACCCCAAUCUCCUAAAGCUUGGCCUCCACCAGCGCCAUCCUAUGCUUCUCCAUCAGUUGGAGCCAAGAAAAGAGUAGAACCAAGGCUGUCCACCAUGAUCUUCAAUACAUUUGACGAUAUUAUAAACAACUUCAUAGACCCUCCACUCAGGCCUUCUGUCGACCCCAAGCAUGUCCUGUCCCACAACUUCGCUCCUGUUGAUGAGCUUCCUCCUACACCCUGUGAAGUUAUACAAGGAUCCCUCCCGCCUUGCCUUGACGGUGCAUACAUUCGUAAUGGCCCCAACCCUCAGUUCCUCCCUCGUGGACCUUACCACCUCUUCGAUGGUGAUGGUAUGCUUCACUCCAUUCGAAUCUCCAAGGGCAAGGCCACCUUGUGUAGCAGAUACGUAAAGACGUACAAGUACUCCAUUGAAAACCAAAUGGGUUCUCCCGUUUUCCCCAAUGUUUUCUCCGGCUUUAACGGCCUAACCGCCGCGGCCACUCGCGGUGCUCUCUCCGCUGUCAGAAUUCUAUCCGGUGAGUUCAAUCCUGCAAACGGUAUUGGUCUUGCAAACACUAGUUUGGCCUUGUUUGGGAACCGUCUCUACGCGCUUGGUGAGUCAGAUCUACCUUACUCUAUACGCUUAACAUCCAAAGGGGAUAUACAAACAUUGGGUCGCAUUGAUUUUGAUGGAAAGUUGUUCAUGAGCAUGACUGCUCACCCUAAGAUAGACGAUGACACCGGCGAGGCCUUUGCUUUCCGAUAUGGGCCUGUGCCUCCAUAUCUAACUUAUUUUCACUUUGAUGCUAAUGGAAAUAAGCAACCAGAUGUCCCUAUAUUCUCUAUGACCCGCCCAUCUUUUCUUCAUGACUUCGCAAUUACAAAGAAGUACGCUAUAUUUGCGGACAUACAAAUAGGGAUGAACCCCAUGGACAUGAUCAUUGGAGGUGGAUCUCCGGUGGGAACGGACCCAGCUAAGGUACCUAGAAUCGGAAUCAUCCCUCGAUAUGCAAAAGACGAGUCGGAAAUCAGGUGGUUUGAUGUGCCUGGUUUCAACCUCAUACAUGCCAUCAAUGCAUGGGAUGAAGAUGAUGGCAACGCCAUAGUCUUGCUGGCACCCAACAUUCUAUCAGUAGAGCACACCCUGGAGAGAAUGGACCUGGUUCAUGCUUUAGUGGAGAAGGUUAGAAUCGACUUAAGAACAGGGCUGGUAACAAGGCACCCCAUUUCAGCAAGAAAUCUGGAUUUCGCAGUACUAAAUCCAGCUUAUGUUGCAAAGAAGAACAAAUAUGUGUACGCGGCGGUUGGGGACCCAAUGCCAAAAAUAGCAGGAGUGGUGAAACUGGAUGUGUCUAAGGGAGAGCGGCAGGAGUGCACGGUGGGUAGUAGAAUGUAUGGGCCGGGCUGCUUUGGUGGGGAGCCAUUCUUUGUUGCCAAGGAGCCACAAAAUCCUGAGGCAGACGAGGAUGAUGGAUAUGUGGUUUCGUAUGUCCACAAUGAAAACACAGGAGAGUCAAGGUUCCUGGUGAUGGACGCACAAUCACCCAAUCUUGACAUAGUGGCAGCCGUGAAGCUGCCCCGUAGGGUUCCCUACGGUUUUCAUGGACUAUUUGUGAGGGAAAGUGAUCUAAAUAAGCUGUAGAAGUAGAUUCACUUCCUCUCGGUCGGGUUCAGGUGGAUGAUCAUUCAUUAAACACAUAUAAUAGCAGUGAAUACCAUAGCAGAUGAAAGUUACAAGGCGUUUACAACAUAUUGUAUAAACAUAUAGUAUUCUGUUACAGAUGAUUGAAGUCCCAAUAUCAUAAUCAUUGCAUGUAAUACUUGUAUUUACAUUUUACCUUUCUAAAAUAACCAAUUAUAUAAUCCAGUGAAUUAUUUAUCGGUCA
Gossypium raimondii (Peruvian cotton) is the source of this 2135-nucleotide messenger RNA. Its product is annotated as probable carotenoid cleavage dioxygenase 4, chloroplastic. Bases 74 to 1891 code for a protein of 605 amino acids. Gene Ontology annotation, biological process: carotene catabolic process. NCBI's taxonomy places the organism in Eukaryota, Viridiplantae, Streptophyta, Magnoliopsida, Malvales, Malvaceae. The record is from RefSeq and is a predicted model, not a curated record. The transcript has a single exon. Gene Ontology annotation, molecular function: carotenoid dioxygenase activity. Gene Ontology annotation, cellular component: chloroplast stroma.